AAAUUUACAUAUACUUAUAAUAGCAUGAGCACUGAAGAGGAGCCUCAAUUGGAUGCUGCAGCCGAUACAGCUGCUCCAAAAGUUAGCAAAAAAAGACAGCACAGAAAGGAAAAACCAUGGGACACUGACGAUAUUGAUCACUGGAAGGUCGAUGAAUUCAAGCCAGAGCAUAAUCCACAUCCUUUUCUCGCCGAAAGUUCAUUUGCCACAUUGUUUCCAAAAUACCGAGAAACAUAUUUGCGUGAAGUCUGGCCCAUGAUAACAGCCUCAUUAGACAAAGUGGGUCUAGCAUGUGCUUUGGAUCUAGUAGAGGGUAGCAUUACUGUCAAGACAACCAGAAAAACUUACGAUCCAUAUAUUAUUCUCAAAGCUCGCGACAUGAUUCGAUUGCUUUCUCGCAGUGUGCAGUUCAAUCAGGCCGUCAAGAUCCUUGAAGAUGGCGUGGCUUGUGACAUUAUCAAGAUUGGUGGUUUAGUUAGGAACAAGGAAAGGUUUGUCAAGCGUCGACAGCGAUUGCUUGGACCCAAGGGAAGCACGCUCAAGGCUAUUGAACUGCUGACCAACUGUUAUGUGCUUGUACAAGGAAACACUGUUGCUGCAAUGGGGCCUUUCAAGGGAUUAAAGGAUGUUCGUCGACUGAUUUUAGACUGCAUGAAAAACAUACAUCCUAUUUACCACAUCAAGGAGUUGAUGAUCAAGCGUGAACUGGCCAAAGAUGAGAAACUUAAAGAAGAGUCUUGGGAUCGAUUCUUGCCCAAGUUUAAAAAGCGCAAUGUGCAGUCAUCCAAAAAAGUCAAGAUUGUCAAGAAGGAGCGUACGCCUUUCCCACCACCUCAGCAGCCUCGCAAGAUUGAUCUUCAAAUUGAAUCUGGUGAAUUCUUCCUGUCAAAAACUGAGCGGGAUGCAGCCGCAAGACAAAAAAAGAAGGAGAAACAAGAUGCCAAUUCACUCAAAAAACAAGAAGCACGACAGGAAGCGUUUAUUGCACCAGCAGAACCUAAACGCACCAAAAGUGAAUCUAGUCAACAGAAACCACAAUCGAUUGAGGAACUCAAGGAGAAGUUCAAGAGUAAGAGCAAGAAGCGCAAGUCGGGUGAGAUGGAGGAAGACACGUUGCAAAACUAUCUUAUGUGAGAACCCAUUCAACCCUUGAAAGAUUGGCUGCAUUUGAUGGGCAAGAGUUUGAAAAUGAAUAAACCAGCAAGUUCUUUUUAUUG
This is a messenger RNA of Batrachochytrium dendrobatidis JAM81, 1217 nucleotides long. RefSeq names its product ribosome biosynthesis protein KRR1. The record is from RefSeq and is a predicted model, not a curated record. NCBI's taxonomy places the organism in Eukaryota, Fungi, Chytridiomycota, Chytridiomycetes, Rhizophydiales. The transcript is spliced from 6 exons. Gene Ontology annotation, molecular function: RNA binding. The coding region runs from base 25 to 1134 and encodes 369 amino acids. Gene Ontology annotation, cellular component: nucleolus; small-subunit processome.